Cebus imitator (Panamanian white-faced capuchin) is the source of this 4941-nucleotide messenger RNA. RefSeq names its product diacylglycerol kinase kappa (gene DGKK). The transcript is spliced from 29 exons. The record is from RefSeq and is a predicted model, not a curated record. Gene Ontology annotation, biological process: intracellular signal transduction; diacylglycerol metabolic process; lipid phosphorylation. Lineage: Eukaryota; Metazoa; Chordata; Mammalia; Primates; Cebidae. Gene Ontology annotation, molecular function: ATP-dependent diacylglycerol kinase activity. Bases 249 to 4061 code for a protein of 1270 amino acids.
CUUCCCGCCUAUCGGACCGGUGGCUGCUUACGAAGAGGUGUGCGCUCACUGAGGGGCGUGUUCCCGCACUAGGAGACGCUGAGCGCCCCGAGUUAGAUCUCAGAGCGGAGCCAGCCAUGGAGUGGGCUGGGGGAAAGUUUGGCACCCUGCGAGGGGCUGCCGGACUGGAGUGGGCGGGGCGCCCGACGGUAUUUUAGCCCUCCAGGCUCAGGGACGCAAGCUGCCCAGACCUGAGACGGUGUGCAGCCAUGGACCGCGGAGCUGCAGCUUCCCAGGACACUGCCCCGCCUCAGGAUGGAGAGCAGCCCGCUGAGUCUCCAGAGCCUCCGCCGCCUUGGCCGCCGCCGCCACCACCACCGGCUCCGCCGCCGCUCUCCGAGCCUUCGCCAGAACCGGUACCAGAGCCCUGUCCAGAGCUUGCUCCAGGACCUUGUCCGGAGGCGACCUCAGAACCAGCCACAGAACUGUACACAGAACCGGCCCCAGAACCGGCCCCAGAACCUGCCACAGAGCCGGCCCCAGAACCGGCCCCAGAACCAGCCACAGAGCCUGCCCCAGAACCGGCCCCAGAACCUGCCACGGAGCCGGCCCCAGAACCUGCCACGGAGCCGGCCCCAGAACCCGCCCCAGAACCUGCCACGGAGCCGGCCCCAGAGCUGCCGGCCCCAGAGCUGACUCCAGAACUUGCCCCAGAGCCAGCCCCAGAGCUGACCCCAGAACCUGUGACAGAGCUGGCCCCAGAGUUCUGCCCUGAGGCGGCUCCAGAGUCCCGUCUGAGUCCAGCACCAGGUCUAUUGCCAUGUCCGGUGGACACUCGAGAGAGGGGUCUAAAGACCUCUCCAACGCCAUUGCCAUCGCCCAGAACGCCAAUGUCGUGGUCCAGAAUAAAGAAAAUAUUGAAGGAAGGACCUCUUCUGAAGAACUGUAACUCUUUGAAGAGAUGGAAGCCUAGAUAUUUUCUGAUUCAAGGACAGAAGCUCUACUUUGCACACCAUCCAGCGUUUGCACACUUUGACACGAUUGAUCUGUCUGAAGCCGUCGUGGCAGAAAGCAGCUGUAGAAACCUUUGCCACAGUUUUUGCGUUAUCACACCACAACGAAAAGUCACUGUGGCUGCAUCCAACCGGAAAGACAUGGAAGAAUGGAUUAACGUCAUAAAAACUGUCCAACAGGGAGAAAUUCAUAAGAUACCUGCAGCAGAAAACAACCCUUUUCUUGUUGGAAUGCACUAUUGGUACUCCAGCUACAGUCACCGGACCCAGCACUGCAAUGUUUGUCGAGAGAGCAUUCCUGCCUUAUCUAGAGAUGUCAUCAUCUGUGAAGUGUGCAAAGUGAAAUCUCACAGAUUAUGUGCUUUGAGAGCAAGCAAAGACUGCAAGUGGAAUACAUUGUCUCUCACUGACGACCUCCUCCUGCCUGCAGAUGAAGUAAACAUGCCCCAUCAAUGGGCAGAAGGAAACAUGCCUGUUGACUCUCAGUGUGCAGUAUGUCAUGAGAGCUGUGGCAGUUAUCAGAGACUUCAAGACUUCCGCUGCCUCUGGUGUAAUUCUACGGUGCAUGAUGACUGUAGAAGGCGGUUUUCCAAGGAAUGUUGCUUUGGAAACCAUCGCUCAUCAGUCAUUCCUCCGACUGCUCUAAGCGAUCCCAAUGGCGAUGGUCAAUUAGUAGUAUCUUCGGACUUCUGGAAUCUUGAUUGGUCAUCAACCUGUUCAUGUCCCUUGCUCAUCUUCAUCAACUCCAAAAGUGGAGAUCACCAAGGGAUCGUCUUCCUCCGAAAAUUCAAGCAAUACCUUAACCCGUCUCAAGUGUUUGACCUAUUGAAGGGUGGACCUGAAGCCGGGCUGUGCAUGUUCAAGAACUUUGCUCGCUUUCGCAUUCUUGUUUGUGGUGGAGAUGGCAGCGUGAGCUGGGUCUUAUCUCUGAUUGAUGCCUUUGGAUUACAUGAAAGGUGUCAGUUGGCAGUCAUCCCACUUGGAACCGGCAAUGAUCUGGCUCGUGUCCUGGGCUGGGGUGCAUUCUGGAACAAAAGCAAGUCACCUCUGGACAUCCUCAACAGAGUGGAACAGGCCAGUGUGAGAUUUCUAGACAGAUGGAGUGUGAUGAUCCGUGAGACUCCCAGACAGAUCCCACCACUAAAAGGACAGGUUGAAAUGGAUGUACCACGAUUUGAGGCUGCUGCCAUCCAACACGUAGAAUCUGCAGCUACUGAGUUGAACAAAAUCCUGAAGGCCAAGUACCCCACAGAGAUAAUCAUCGCAACCAGAUUCCUGUGUUCAGCCGUGGAAGAUUUUGUGCUAGAUAUUGUAAAGGCCUGGGGUCAGAUAAAACAGAACAAUACAGCAAUAGAGUCUGUGAUUUUGAAAAGUGACUUAAUGUAUGAUAAGCUCAGUGUCGUGAUGGAUGUUCUGGCUGAGGAGGCAGCAGAUACUUCUGUUGAGAAAAGUGCUACAGUACCUGCAGAUAGCAGCAAGGCAGACAGGAAGCCCUUCAUUCCUCAAAUAGACCACAUAGCCAAAUACAGGUUGGAGCUGACCACAAAGGCCCAGAAUCUCCAGAAAUCCUUGAAACUCAUCAUAUUCCAAGUUGAACAAGUUCUGGAUGAGGAAAGCAGACAGACAAUAUCUGUUAAGAACUUUGGUUCAACUUUCUUCUUGGAAGAUGACCCAGAAGAUAUUAGCCAGACAAGUCCACGACGUCGUUCUCGUCGUGGCACUCUGUCUUCUAUAUCUUCUCUCAAAAGUGAGGACCUAAACAACCUUAACUUGGAUCACUUACAUUUUACACCUGAAACUAUACGUUUUAAAGAAAAAUGUGUCAUGAACAACUACUUUGGAAUUGGACUGGAUGCUAAAAUUUCUCUGGAUUUCAACACCAGAAGAGAUGAACACCCAGGACAAUACAAUAGCCGCCUUAAGAACAAGAUGUGGUAUGGCCUUCUGGGAAGCAAGGAACUUUUGCAGCGCACUUACAGGAAACUGGAAGAACGGGUGCAUUUAGAGUGUGAUGGAGAACCCAUCUCUUUGCCAAAUCUGCAGGGCAUUGUAGUGCUCAACAUUACCAGCUAUGCCGGAGGUAUCAACUUCUGGGGAAGCAACACAGCAACCACGGAAUAUGAGGCUCCUGCAAUAGACGAUGGGAAGCUGGAGGUAGUGGCAAUCUUUGGUUCUGUGCAGAUGGCAAUGUCCCGUAUCAUCAACCUGCAUCAUCAUCGCAUUGCCCAGUGCCGUGAGGUGAUGAUAACCAUUGAUGGUGAAGAAGGUAUCCCAGUGCAGGUGGAUGGGGAGGCCUGGAUUCAGAGACCAGGCCUUAUCAAGAUUAGAUACAAGAAUGCUGCCCAGAUGCUGACAAGAGAUCGGGACUUUGAGAACUCAAUGAAAACAUGGGAGUGCAAGCAUACUGAAAUUCAAGCUGCCCCUCAACCCCAGCUGCACUCCCAGGACUCUCAAGAGUGCCUCUCUGAUGAGGAGUAUGCCCAGAUGCAGCACUUAGCUCGGCUUGCAGAAAACCUCAUCAGCAGACUUAAUGACCUGAGCAAGGUCCACCAGCAUGUAUCUGUCCUCAUGGAUUCUGUGAAUGCCAGUGCUAAUGUCCUGAAUAAUACAUUUUAUGGCCAAGACAGUAGCAGUGAGUUGGGCGCAGCUUCCUGUAUUCCCAUUGAAACUCUAAGCAGAAAUGAUGCCGUAGAUAUUACGUUUAGUCUUAAAGGACUCUAUGAUGACACCACAGCUUUCCUGGAUGAAAAGCUGCUGAGAAGUUCUGAGGAUGAGGCCACAUUACAAAGCACCCUGGAUGCCAUGAAUAAAGAGUUCAAAAAGCUAUCUGAGAUAGACUGGAUGAAUUCGAUCUUUGUUCCAGAGGAAAAAUCUUCGGACACUGACAGUAGAAGCCUCAGGCUGAAAAUUAAGUUCCCCAAAUUGGGAAGGAAAAAGCUAGAAGAGGAACGCAAGCCUAAAUCAGGCCAAAGUGUCCAGGGUUUUAUUGGUCGUAUGUGGCACCGCAGACAUCGUGAAGAUGAAGCAAAGAGUGAUGAUCCUCCAACACCAUCAAUAUCUCAACUGUAGCCCUUGAAAGCUGGAGGAACUCACAACAUUUAGAAUUCUACUAAAAAACUCUCAAAACCUCAAUACAGGCUAGACUAAAUCAUUUCAGAACAAACAUGAGCACCACCAAGAAAGACCCUCCAAUUCUUUAUACUAAUGCAUUUUCCUGGACUUAAUCUGGUCUCCUUAGAGGUUUACAUUUCCUCAUUGGCUCUUGUUCCAAGUUGUCUUGUUCAGUUCUCCUCUUUGUGCAUCUUGAGCAACUACAGCAUUUGUUGGGAUAAGCUCUUUAUGAAUGGCCCGGGAUCGGAUCUAUAAAGGAUUCAAGGGAGUUCACCUCUUCAGGGAGUUUUGGAAUGGCCUUCUCUGACCAGCAGAGAAACUAUCAAUGCUACGGAAUUAAUGAAAGACAGAUUCCCAGGGAGAUGAAGAGAAGGGGGCAGGCAGGACUGCCAGGCUUGGUUGUGUGUCUCCUCGAAUCCUUGCCAACAGCAACUUGCAACUUCAGGAGAUCUCUUCUAGUUGGCUCAUUAAAAUGAGAACUGGAUCCUGGGGGCUUGUCCACUUUCCUUUUAAGAUGACCAUGUGAAAUCUCUUCUUGUAGAUGUGGUAACCACACGCUCUCUCUGCAAACCUUUUGCAUUUUUCCAUGUGUGCAUGUAUGUCUGCAUAUGUCCAGGUGGUGCUCUGGUGGCUGGGUGGGCUCAUUGGUUGGAACUCACCCCUCAUGGCAACCACACAGGCUCCUCUCCUGCUUCCUUGAUCCUAGCCUGCAUGACUCCAUGAAGUGUUUGCCUGCAUUCUUGCUGGAUUUUUUAACUAAAUGUUUUGCUGCUGUGCUGCAGUAUAGAUUAUGUAUAGAGACAUAAAGAUGUGUGUAUACACACACACACACACACAC